Molecule: messenger RNA, 3839 nt
Organism: Pseudophryne corroboree (corroboree frog)
Lineage: Eukaryota; Metazoa; Chordata; Amphibia; Anura; Myobatrachidae
Product: protein BTG3-like
Exons: 5
Coding region: 118-840 (240 amino acids)
Biological process (GO): negative regulation of cell population proliferation; negative regulation of mitotic cell cycle
Cellular component (GO): nucleus; cytoplasm
Source: RefSeq, a predicted model, not a curated record
CUGACUUCCCUGCAGUGUGGAAGUACAACACAGCAUGCUGCUCCUCAGUCUCACACACAAAGAACACGCGUGGGUUAGCUACAGCACGGAGCAGUAUAGAAACUGUGCACAGCAGAUAUGCAUGAGGAAGUACAACUUGGGGCGUCUUACAUCGUAAGACUUCUGAAUCGUCACCAGAAACUGGACAGCGAGCAGGUGGAUCGAUUUACGGAGACACUAACCUCUAUCCUCUGCGACAAGUUUGAAGGCCACUGGUAUCCAGACAGCCCACACAAAGGACAGGCGUACAGGUGUAUACGGAUAGAACACAGUCUCCUGGUGGAUGACUCGGUAUUACAGGCCUGUGUUCGGAGUGGUUUGCGCUGCUCGCAGCUAGCACUGCCAAAAAUCAUGUACAUCUGGAUCGAUCCCCAGGAAGUUAGCUGCAGGUUAGGAGAAAGCUGCAGCCCCUUUAUCGUAAAAGCUUCAGAACAUCUAAAGUCCAAAAAGAAUCAGACCUCAGAGAAACCAGACCUAGAGACCUCAGACUACCACUCUGAUGGCUCGGACACAAACGGGAGCCCAUCAGAGUGCUCCAGCGAGGACGAAGAAUCCACUGGGGGCAAGAAAAGUACGGCUCCAGUGAUAGACACAAAAACUACUGGCGCUCAGUUUUAUUACAGCCCAGCUCCGCCUUCCACUGUCUUCUACCAGUAUCCGAGAAACGCGUUGAGCUUUAUCCCGGCAUAUCAGCCCAUGACCCUAUAUUAUCUGGUCCCAAAGUUUUAUCACAACAUCAGGCCCAGGACAGUCCAACAGAAAUGGAAAUCCAAAAAGUCUACACCUCCUGCCAAAAGUUGAAUUAUGACUUUACUGACCAUCGUGAGUUUGUCCUUAGAUGGCUUCUGUGCUUCAUCUACUGGAAGAUGACUUUGAAGAACAUCCCUCGGGUUGGUCUUCUCAGUUGAAGUUAGCCCAGUGUUCAAGGUCCACAAUUUUUCAAGCAGCCAAUGUGUAUAAUUCAAGAUUUUUAUGUGGAUACUCAGGAAAAAAUCAAAACUAUAAAUGAGCCAAUUUUUAUUUAUUUUUUCUCAUUAACUUGGUCUCUGCUCAGGAGUAUAGCUAUUACUACACAGUGACAUGAUGGAACUUGGAGGAAAGUAACCAACCAUAAUAUUAUUUUAUAGCACCAGCAUACGCCAUGGUGCUUUCCAGUUGGGAGCAGACACAACAAAUGAGUAUUAGCAGACAGGGGGGCAGAUGUAUCAAACCUUGGAGAGAGAUACAAUGGAGAAGUUGCCCUCUUAUGUAUAUAGCACAGUCUUUGAAAUGGCAGAAUUUUAUCGGUUGCUUCGGAAACUUCUUCACUUUAUGGGGGACAUGUACUAAGCAGAGAUAAAAGUGGAGAAGUGAGCCAGUGGAGAAGUUGCCCUUGGCAACAAGUCAGUUGCUCUGUAUACUUUUAUAGUAUGCAAAUGAUAAAUGUUAUGUCAGUGCUGAUUGGUUGCUAUGGGCAACUUCUCCACUUUUAUCACUGCUUAGUACAUUUCCCCCUAUAUCUCUUCAAGCCUUGCUGCUCCUCCCUAGACAGAUUUAAGAGAGUCAUGCUGGCAAGUUAAUAAAUUAUGGGAAAAUAGGAGUUAGAUUAUGUUACAUAUUAUUAUUACAUAUUCCAGCCUGAUUGCAAUGGGGAUAAUAGAGAAUGUUCUUGUAUAGUUUUGACAUGUAGGUUGAGCUUUUCAUAAGAUAGGAUUUUAUAAUGGGUUACAUUUCUGUAGCUGAGGAACUACUGUAUACUCAUUUAAUAGUGGUUUGUGUCUCUGUGGUUUUACAAAGUGAGUUUUUUUUUAUGAGCAAAACUGCAUCACUGGACUGUCUAGAAGCACAUUUAUAUGAAAUAACAGAUUCCUUGAGGAUACAUUUCUUGGGGUCAUUUUCCCAGUUUCGGGUGCUCUGUAGAAAACCAGGCCAGGACUGUUUAAGGCGACGACAUUCACCUUUUAGGCCUCCAGUUUCACUUGAACAGCUAAGACUAGGAUUUUCUCUGGUUGUAAAUCCAUUAGCUCUGACUGUAUAUCGGAAUCCAAAUAGUGUUUAUUUUAUAUUGGAUAUCCAAUUGUUAACAUCUAAAUCCCAUUGUAUGCCUUGGAAUUGGUCAGGUGCUAUCAAGCCACAAGGGUCUUUGAGGCCCACAGAAAAGUUGGAGGACUUCCCAAUCACUCAACGCAUUUUGGCUUUGAGUUGGCGUUGCUGUGUGGUUGAUUGUUCUGGUUCUUUAAAUCAUAUCUCUUUACCAUCCCACGGAACACAGGUGCCAGCUAGCAAGCAUGCCUAAACAUUUUCAUCUUCUGCCUGUGACCAAACUUAGAGAGUCACCUAUGUUCAUGAUGAACAUUUUUACUGGCUUCUAAAAAGGUCUUGGUAGCCCCAAGAUUUGGUUUAUUGGCUCUUCAAUUCUGUAUUCAUUUGUCUGCUCCGUCUUAAACUGCAAUUACUUGGCAUUUGACGCAAUAAUACCUUUUGUGUCCCUGUGCCAUGUAUUAUAAAGGUCAUUUAUUAUGCCCAUUUGUUUGCGACAUAAAUGAUACAAAACAUUUUGAUCGUAAUAGCUGUUUAACUCUUAUUUAAAAGGGCAACUGUGGGCUGAGUUCUAGUACGUUGAGUACAUUUAUACCAGGAAGUUCUGGUGUUUUGCAUCAGAGAGUAGUGCACAUUUAAGGAGGUGAUAGCUGAGGUUAUAUGCACCACCUGCUAUAGAACCCACACCCACAGACUGUAUCUCCAUUAAGGUUCAUCCUGAUCAUUCCUGAGUAUGGUAACUGCACAUGUCCAAUGGUGCAAUGUGACCAUAACUGGAAAUGAAUACAUUUGCUACCAUGGCUCUUUCACUGCUACAGAAUUUGAGAGGUGCUUGACCUUUAUGCCCACACAGCAGAGGCUGCUAUGUGGAGACUGCUGCUUAUGCACCAAUAGGGACCAGUGCCUUAGUCACAUAGCUUUCUAGCUCCAGAGAUGCCUCUAAUUCCUAGUGAAUAUUCCGCACCUUCUUGUGCACUGGUUUGGUCUACAACAUCACUGCCUUCACAAUGUCUGACCUCUGUUUCACAUGAAUUGAAAUUAGCUUUAUAGAAAUAUGUUGUGCCUGAUGACAAAUGUGAGAUUUAUGUGUUCUGGUUCAUUGUCAGUAAUUAUUGAUAAUGAUAACAGGCUUUGUCAAAUCAGUCAUAAUUCGAAAUGGCGACACUGUAUCUGAUCAAUUUACAUACUGCUGCUUAAUUUCAACAGUAAUAAUGUUUUAUUUAAAAUUUGAUAUAGUUUUUAAUGUCGUGUUCUAGUGUAUGUGAAAGUUCUUUGACCGGUUUGGGUCUGGCAUACAUACCGGUCCGUUUUCUGCAUCAUAAUGUGGAUUGUAGUUCACAGCUGCUAGGGGUAUACUUGCAGAGCAAGUGACUCCUUCUCGGUGGGUUUGACCUAAAAAUUUAAAGCAGUAGUAUUUAGUGCAAAGUCAGGUGUGUUUCGCAUUUAAUAAUAGUGCCGCUUUAAAUUUUGAGAUCCGAGUAGUAGUAGUUUGAGAAAAGAAGAAAAAAAAACCAUGCUUCGUAAAUCUAUCCCUUAGAUUCUUAUGCCUAUUAAGUUCACCAUUUUUCUAUGUGCGUGUCCCGUUUUCCUCAUUUCUGGUAAAUACAAUGCAUUUAUUUAAUUCUUCUCUGAUAGAUUACUAAGUGUGGGAGCUUUGUGUAGAUAUAAAUAUUUUAUUUAAUGAUAUCAAUUGUAAUUUUUUUUACCUUCUAAACCUUAAAUAUUACAGUUUUGUAAGUUAUAUAAAUAAGAUUUUUUUUUUAUAAACCUUUUACAAUGCA